GGAAGUCGCCGUACCGUCUCCCGGUCGCUGCGAACGAUGGCUUCCAAACCGCUUCUUCUCAGGCGGCUCUCGAGAGCCCUCCAGCGCCGCCCGCGUCCUUCUCCGGUCGGCGCGUCCCCUCGCGAGCUUCUCGUGGCAUCCGGAGCGCCGCGAGGCUCCGCCGGUCGUGCCGGCCUCCCGUCUCGACGCGUCUCUCGAAGCUUCUCGUCCGGCCCGUUGGGCGUCGGCGAUCCCCCGGGCCCUGCCGCCAUUGACUAUCGUUCUUUACUGCAGGAGGAUGAGUUCCACAGGCUAGCAGAUUCCACCAUCCAUGACCUGCAAGAGAAGUUUGAGGAUUAUGGGGAUGACGUUGAGAUUGAUGGGUUUGAUAUAGACUAUGGGAAUGAUGUUUUAACCCUCAAAAUUGGGGAAUUAGGCACGUAUGUAUUGAACAAACAGACACCAAACCGGCAAAUUUGGCUCUCCUCUCCAGUGAGUGGUCCGUCUAGAUUUGAUUGGGAUCAGGAGUCUCAGUCAUGGGUUUACAGAAGAACCAAGGCUAAUCUUUUGAAGGUCCUAGAGACAGAGUUGGAGAAUCUCUGCGGUCAACCUAUUAGUCUCUCCUAGCAAAUGUUAGUUUCCAUUUUUAGUUCUCUUCCUCAAAUAAAAAACUUUGAGAGGACUGCUGCUUGAUGUAAGACCCUGGCUAAGCUUUUAUUAAUGUGCUGUUUAUGGGUGUGAAAUCACAGUCUCUUGGCCUGUACUGAGCUUCUAACCAUUGAAGCACUGAACCCCAUCCAUUGAUCUAAGGGCCGAUUUGCUCUAA
Molecule: messenger RNA, 805 nt
Organism: Syzygium oleosum
Lineage: Eukaryota; Viridiplantae; Streptophyta; Magnoliopsida; Myrtales; Myrtaceae
Product: frataxin, mitochondrial
Exons: 5
Coding region: 37-606 (189 amino acids)
Biological process (GO): iron incorporation into metallo-sulfur cluster; intracellular iron ion homeostasis
Cellular component (GO): mitochondrion
Molecular function (GO): iron chaperone activity; ferroxidase activity; 2 iron, 2 sulfur cluster binding
Source: RefSeq, a predicted model, not a curated record